Penicillium digitatum Pd1 is the source of this 1890-nucleotide messenger RNA. Lineage: Eukaryota; Fungi; Ascomycota; Eurotiomycetes; Eurotiales; Aspergillaceae. The record is from RefSeq and is a predicted model, not a curated record.
AUGAAGUACAUUGUGGUAUCUGGAGGUGAGUCUAACGGCGGUCAGAAAUGGCUCUGUCUCCAAAGCUCUACCCCGUGGAGAAAAGCGGGGCAGUCUCCAUAUCUCACGUUGGGCGUUUCAAGGUACCAGAAUAAGGAACUGACUUCGCUAGGCGUCAUCUCUGGCGCGGGGAAGGGCAUAGUCGCUUCGAGCGCAGGCCUGCUGCUGCAAAGCAAAGGAUUUAUCGUCACCACCAUCAAGAUAGACCCCUAUAUCAACAUCGAUUCAGGGACUAUGAGCCCACUCCAUCAUGGAGAGAUCUAUGUGACGGAUGAUGGGGGUGAAAUGAAUCUUGACCUCGGCAACUUCGAGCGUUACCUUUCAACCACUCUCCAGCGUGAUCAUAGCAUCACGACUGGGAAGAUCUAUCAGGACAUCAUCUCUAGAGAACGCGCCGGUGAUUUUUUAGGCAGAACUGUUCAAGUGGUGCCUCAUCUCACCAACGCCAUCCAGGAGUACAUCGAACGGACAGCAAAAAUACCCGUGGACGAGUCCCACGCCGAGCCGGAUGUGUGCAUUAUUGAGCUAGGCGGUACCGUGGGUGAUAUCGAAAGUGCGCCCUUCAUUUAUGCUCUUGCUCAGCUUCGAAAGAGAGUGGGCAAAGAAAAUCUCGUUCAAAUUCACGUUGCUUUUGUCCCUAUAGUGCCGCCGGGAGCUUCUGGUGAGCAAAAGACGAAGCCGACUCAAAGAUCCGUUUCUGACGUUCGGAGCGCUGGAUUAAAUCCACUUCUAGUUGCAUGUCGCUGUGAGGUGCCAUUGGAUCCAAGCACUAUCCACAAAAUCGCCAAUAUGUGCUCAAUGGAACCAGAACAGGUCAUUUCCGUGCACGAUGGUCCAACCACAUAUCAUGUACCCCUCAUCCUCGAGAAACAGAAUCUUCUCGGCCUCCUCUGCGAACACCUCAAACUGCCACCUGAUCAAACACCUGCCCGUACAGAACAAGACAAGUGCAUGUGGCAUGACUGGGUUCAUCUUGUUCGAAGCCAAGACACUAUCACCGAAACAGUCUUAAUUGCCCUUGUGGGUAAAUACACCUCCAAUAAAGAUGCCUACCUCAGUGUUUCCAAGUCCAUCGAACACGCAGCUAUGUACUGUCAGAAGAAAGUCAAAAUUAUCUGGAUUGACGCCACACAUCUCGAGGAUGAGACCUAUCAGAACUCUGCAGUCAAGUAUCACAAAGCCUGGUAUGACCUUUGCAGUGUCAAGGGCAUUAUUGUCCCUGGUGGUUUUGGUAGCCGCGCCACCGGCGGGAUGAUCAAAGCAAUCACAUGGGCAAGGGUUAACAAUAAGCCAUUCCUAGGCAUCUGCCUUGGUAUGCAACUCGCAGUGAUUGAAUAUGCCCGCCAUGUCAUGGGCAUCUCAGAUGCAGGGAGCCAAGAGCUCCAUCCAGAAUCCAAGAAACAUGUGAUCAUCCACAUGCCUGAACCAAAUUCGGAGAAUGGCCCUAUGCGUCUAGGUAAGCAUCCAUGCAUCUUCAAGGAGGGUACCGAGUGGUCAAAGUUGCGAAAGUUAUAUGGCCCCACGGUUUCCCAGAUUGAGGAACGCCACCGAAACCAAUACGAAAUCAACCCGGAAAUGGUUAAGGAACUUGACAAGGCCGGUCUUGCUGUUGUUGGCCAAGAUACUACCGGCAAACGUAUCGAGAUACUUGAGAUUCGUGAUACAGGUCAUCCGUUUUAUGUUGGUGUGCAAUUCCACCCUGAAUACUUGAGCCGUGUGUUGCGGCCGAGCAAGGUCUUUCUCGGCUUCUUUGCUGCUGCUGCUAAAUGCCUAGAGAAGAUACCUAUGGCACUGCAACAGGGCCAGCGAAGCCUGAUGGAAGAACAUAAAGAAGCUUUCGGCAAGCUUUAA